Dendronephthya gigantea is the source of this 2271-nucleotide messenger RNA. Its product is annotated as polynucleotide 5'-hydroxyl-kinase NOL9-like. Gene Ontology annotation, biological process: cleavage in ITS2 between 5.8S rRNA and LSU-rRNA of tricistronic rRNA transcript (SSU-rRNA, 5.8S rRNA, LSU-rRNA). Gene Ontology annotation, molecular function: polynucleotide 5'-hydroxyl-kinase activity. The transcript has 17 exons. The record is from RefSeq and is a predicted model, not a curated record. Lineage: Eukaryota; Metazoa; Cnidaria; Anthozoa; Malacalcyonacea; Nephtheidae. Gene Ontology annotation, cellular component: nucleus. The coding region runs from base 99 to 1853 and encodes 584 amino acids.
UUCAAAGCAGAUUCGAAUGUUUGCAUAUUCUCCAUGAAUUUGUUCCAGGAAGAGAAUGUCGUUAGGAGAACCAUCAUCUAAUAGAUAAUUUCCAUACCAUGGACGAAAGUUUCCGUGGAGUCCACGGCGUGGUCUGUCUGUUAAGAUUACCCUCUAAUGAUAUUGCUGAUUGUGUCUUACUGUUAGGAAAAUGUAAACAAACUGUGUACAUACUUGGGCGCGUUGACUUGCGAAAGGUAUCCGGUGUUUUGUCAAUCCAUGGACAUGAUCUCAAGGAUAGCGAAUGGCAUUCAGCUUGCUCCAGUGGCGGAAAACUCAUAACACUUGAAUGCAAUGCUCGACGUCAUGUGGAGUAUUCAAGCGAACUUAUCAGCGAGAUAGUUGAUGUUAAAACAAGGAAGGCUAUUAAAGUAAAAUUAAAACUGGCAAAGAAUGAUAUUGGAUGCAUUGUCUUUCUUAAAGCAAACAUGCUUCCAUUUAAAUUGGGGUGGGAAAAUUUGUUUCAAUUUGGCUCAAUAAGUGAUAAUGAAGAUUUGACCUCAGAUCAAGAAGAAAUUCAAAGUAAGACCGCCGACCUUAGUUUUACUCUGUUCUUUAAGCUGCCAAACGCAUUCUCACCAUUACUAGUCUCGCCAAGCUGGAGGAGUAUUUCUAAGCUUAUUCUGUCCAAUAAAACUGAUUCUAAUGCUCCAGUUGUUCUCAUAUGUGGCGGAAAAAACGUUGGAAAGUCCACAUUUGGAAGAUAUUUAGUAAAUAAAUUGCUGAACACGCGAAAAUAUUUGUAUUUCCUGGAAACAGACGUUGGUCAAAGUGAAUUCACAGCACCCGGAGUAUUAUCUCUAACUAAAGUUGAUAAACCUAUUUUUGGUCCCCCGUUUGUACACCUGGCGAAACCUGAAAGGGCAUUUUUCUUUGGAGACAUCUCCCCAAAGGACCAUCCAAGUACUUACGUGCAAUUGAUAUAUUUCUUAUACAAGUACUACGUUGAAUAUUGUCGUGAAACACCCUUGAUAGUCAAUACAUGUGGCUGGGUGAAAGGAAUGGGUGUUCGGAUAUUGUUGGAUAUAAUCCGUAUUGUUCAGCCAAGUCAUGUUGUACAAAUUAAUUUCGACUCUCAGCCAGCUAAGAACUUUCCAGUCCUUAAUAAAGAAUUUUUAUCCUCAGUAAAAGGUUGGAGUUAUCUUUGUCCCGAUGAAAGUGACUCCUGGGCAUGUAAUCCUUAUAUUCAACAAAUGGAUGCAUUCAAAGAAGACUUAGAAACUUCAGGGUCAGGUUUAAAACCAAGCGACCUCCGAUCUUUGUCUCUCUUAUCCUAUUUUAUACCUCAGACGAGCAUUACAAGCGUUACUACAUCCGUUCAAGAAUAUAUUUUGAGGCAUUCUAACGUGUAUUCAAGAUCUUUGGAUGGUCUCACGAUUUUAAGUGUGUAUGAUGAUAUCUGCCCUGAUGAACUGCUCCAUUCUAUCAACGGUAGUGUGGUCGGUCUUGUCAGAACCGAUGUAAAUGUGACAGAAUCAACUGAAGUAAGCGAUGAUAAUUUUCUUUUUAAUAAGAUGCAGUUUGGACAAUAUCUAGGGUUAGGUAUAGUUCGAAAUAUCGACGUGGAGAAGCAGAUUGUGUAUAUCAUCACACCUGAACCCAUUGAAGUUUUAAAUAAAGUUCAAGUUCUGGUGAAGGGAAGUCUUGAGAUUCUUGACUGUCUAUAUAAGAAACAAGACACGUACGGGAAAAGACCUUAUGUAACAUCAGAGUUUUCCUACAGCCACAGAGGAUCGGGACAAAAAAGAAUUCGAUAUAAUUUGUUGAGACAAAAAUCACCACAUUCACCAAGCGCUAACAGUCCAAAGACCUAGGAACUAACACGAGCUUGCAGACAGUAUUUUAAAACAAUUUGUACACGUUUGUAUAACGCAUUCUAAUAAAGUUUCCACCGCAUUUUCGUGAUAAUUAUAAGAAAAUGGUACCAGUUAUUCAUUUACUAUUGCUAAUUGUAAUGCCUAAAGCUAAUCGCGCAUGCGCGUUGCGAGAAUAGUUUUUGACAUUGGCUCUGCAUCAUUUAUCGAAUGUGAAAUGUCAAGGUGACGUACAGAAAAACUGUGUAUAGUGUAAUGUGGUUCGAAAGCAAUUACGGUUUUAGGAUAAGGUGCUCCUUUCUUCCCCAAAUAAUUAUAUUAUUAAUAUUAUUUUUAUUUAUAUUUUGAAAAAAUCUUUGAAAUUUGUUAUUUCACUAACAUAUUUGUGAAGGAAUUAUCGAAUUUUUCUAAUAAUUAU